This is a messenger RNA of Crotalus tigris (Tiger rattlesnake), 4786 nucleotides long. Its product is annotated as zinc finger protein 420-like. The coding region runs from base 290 to 3454 and encodes 1054 amino acids. Lineage: Eukaryota; Metazoa; Chordata; Lepidosauria; Squamata; Viperidae. The record is from RefSeq and is a predicted model, not a curated record. Gene Ontology annotation, molecular function: DNA-binding transcription repressor activity, RNA polymerase II-specific. The transcript is spliced from 5 exons. Gene Ontology annotation, biological process: negative regulation of transcription by RNA polymerase II.
CCGCGCGGGUUGGGGGCUGCGCUUUUAACUUCAGAUGCUUCCGACUCCAUUGUGGUUUGCCAUCCAGCUGCCGUCGCCGCCGCCGCUCCUUCGAGCUGGAUAUUCCCUUCUCGCUUUGCAAGGGAUGUAGAGCGCCCGUCUCUCUCUUUGUCUCUCCCGGCUGCCCUGGGAGUUGGGCGGCACGAGCGGGGGCCCUGACGCCCCGGGGACGGAGCCCGCUGCCCUUGGUUCAUAAGCGGGAGCUUCCAGAUAUUUUUCCUGUGAAGACAACCAGAUAUUUCAGAGGGAAAUGGCCCAGGCACAUUCUGCACAGAUCCAGCAGGAUCUCUUAGGCUCUGAUCAAGAAAGACUCUACAGAGAAGUGAUGCAAGAGAGUUAUAACACCAUCUUCAGAGCUUCUCCUCUUCAGCUUCAAAAAUCUGAACUCCUGGCGCAUCUAAAACGAGGACAGGAAGGACUUCAGAGUUCCAGCAAUGGUACUGAUCAAAAGCUGGUUAAAGAAGCCCGGAAGAAAUGGCCAGAAGCAGGAACCUGGUGGAAUUCCUACCGGAGUCCCGUGAGCGUGCCCACUUCAGAUUCAUCGAGUUCAGCAGACGAUGACGUCACAAGCGAGAAGGAAGAGGAGGAGAGCGUUCAAUGGAAGAACCAGCGGAUUGGGAAGCCACGGGCUGCUUUGUUAGGCCAAUGGGAGAGCGUCCAGCGGCAGGGGAAAGCGUGCAAGAUUCAGCAUAGCCGCCUGCAGAACUCUCGCCCCAGUGUUAAUUGUGCUGAUGUAAAAAAGAAAGGCCUUCUUGCCGGCAGUGACAGCCAGCAAGGAAUUAAUACUGAAGAGGGCCAGAAUGAAUGCACUGUAUGUGGGAAAAGCUUUGGCAGGAGAUCAUCCCUCAUCAGACACUUCAAAGUCCACAGUGGAGAUAAACCUUUUAGGUGCUCCAUCUGUGGCAAGUGCUUCCUGGCGAAAACCAGCCUGGUUUUACAUAAAGAGAGUAUGCAUAAAAAACGAAGAGGAAAGAAAUGUUGGGAAUGUCGUGAGUGCGGGCAGAGCUUUGCCACGAAAGCCUUUCUGAUGGAGCAUCGUGAGAUGCACAGCGGUGAGAAGACGUAUCCGUGCCCUGCCUGUGAGAAAAGCUUCGCGGAAACCAGGCACCUCGUGAAGCAUCUUAUGACCGCUCACUCAGGGGAGCAUGUCUUCAAGUGCCCUGUCUGUGGCAAAGGCUUCAUGAAGGAGAAGGACCUCAUGAGGCACCGAGCAAAGAACCACGGGAAGAGCCACUGCUUUCUAAGUCUGGACGAUGAAAACGGCUGCAAGGAAAAACCAUCCCCAGUCAAACACAAGAGACUUCAUUUGAACCCCGACAUUCUGCCUCGUGCCACGUACGAAGGAAACGCUGGGGUGGGGCGCGCCCUUCGCUGUGCUCAUUGCGGGAAGUCUUACAAGCAGGAGAAAGCUUUUAUUAAUCAUCAGAAUGUUUGUGUGAGACAGCAACCAAGUGCUGAAGGGAAAAUCCCCAAGGGAGACGGUCCUCCACUCACUAAAAACCAGAUCACCCACGUGGAAAUGAACGAUAACACUUGCUUUGACUGUGGAAAACCCGUCUGCAAAAGUUCACCGCUGGCCUCUGAGCCCAAGACGGACCAGGAGACAAACCUCCAGGUGUGCCCGGAAUGUGGGGAAAGCUUUAGAGACGGCCAAUGUUUUGCAGACCACCUGAGAAGCCACCAAGAGGCGCCAUCUUCUCAAAACGCUUCCAGUUGCAAGGGCCUCGGGGGAAAAACACUGCCCAUUGGCCGGCAGGAAACGCAGGAGAAGAAGAGCCGCUACCAGUGCCAAGGCUGCCGGCGAGACUACUCGACUCAUUAUAACCUCAGGAGGCACCAACGCAUCCACACGGAAUGCCGGUCCAGAAGGAACGCUCACAAGGGGAAGGAUGCCGCCUGCAGCUGGUUCUUCCUAGAUUUUCAGAAAGGCCGUGGCGGCAAAGAACCGGCCCUUCAGCACAAGUGCACCUACUGCGGGAAAGGGUUCAAAACGAAAAGCACCCUCGGUCGACAUCAGCAGAUCCACAUCAAAGGCAAGCCUUACAAAUGCAGCAUCUGCGGGAAAGCGUUUGUCUACUGGUACACCCUUGCUCAUCACCAAGAAAUCCAUCUGGAAGACCAGCUCUACCAGCACAAGUGCUCCUUCUGUACGAAAGCCUUCAGGACCCCGUCUGCCCUCCGCCGACAUCAGCAGCUGCACAAGGAAGGCAAGCCGUACAUCUGCAACAUCUGUGGGAAAGCUUUUGCCUACAGGUACAACCUCACCCAUCAUCGGGAAAUACACGUAGAAGGGCAGAUCUAUAAGUGCUCUUUCUGCUGGAAAGCCUUCCGAACCAGCUACUCCCUCAGCCGGCACAAGCGCAUCCACACGGAGACCAGGUCCUACCAAUGCCCUACUUGCAGGAAAGCCUUUGGAACAAAGUAUUCCCUUUGGAGGCAUCAGGAGAUGCAUGUGAAAGAGGAUCCAGACAGUUUGCUUGGCGGGAAAGAGGCUGGGGAUGACUUGGACAGAGAUCAAGCUAGCGGUAGCGAUGACAGCGUGGACAAACAGGUUGCCAGUUCGGUCCACUCUCAAUACCAGGGAGUCCACAAGGAAAAAAAACCUGAAGGUUCUGGGAAUAGGAGCAGCUCACCCCUUCCCAAUCAUCAAAGCCCCCGCAUAGAAGAAAAUGCUGUUAAACAGUUGGACAGUCAGACUUUCAGGAACGUUGAGUUAGGGGUUAAAAGUCAAGACAGGCCUAUAAAAGGAGAGAUCCAGCAGUGGACCAACGGUUCGGUGUACACAGGACAGGGAGUCCGAUCGGAGGAAUGUCCCCCAGGGUCCUCUGAAAACGGGCAAGUUUUCUUAGGCCGCUUGGAAAACCAGGCCAUUAAAGAGCCAGCUGACUGGUGUUUCCUAGGUAAAUUGCCCGGUGUUGGUCAACAGGGAAUGGUCCUGCAGGAAAAGAAAUAUACUUGCUCUAAUUGUGGGAAGUCCUUUAGAGAUAAAUACUCCCUUACGAGACAUCAGAAAGUCCACAUUCCUGAGAGACCCUAUCCGUGUCCCAGGUGUGAGAAAAGUUUCCGCAGCGCUAAAGACCUGGAGAAGCAUCAGAUAACCCAUUCGGAUCUGAGGCCUCAUCAGUGUGGAGAAUGCGGGAAAUGCUUGAAGACGAAAUACUCGCUCGAUAAGCAUCAGAAGACCCACAAAGGGGAAAAGCCGUUUUGCUGCUCUUACUGUGGCCGAAGGGUUACCACGAGCACCAUUCUUCGGUAUCAUCAGAGAACCCACACCGGGGAGAGGCCGUAUAAAUGUGCAGUGUGUGAUAAAAGUUAUAUCAGCAAGUGGUCCCUUAAAAAACAUUUGGAGCUGCAUUACAAAACGAGUCUGCCAAAGGACCCUCAGGAAGCAGAUCCGCUCGAUCAGAAAUUUUAAGGUGUCUUUGUCACUUGUGGGUGAAGAAACGGGAUACCUUUCUGGUCCAUAAAGGUUGGAGGCCUUUAGAAUUCCCAGGUUCUUUCUAAGCCCAGUGACUAGCUACCUCAGAAACAGAUUUUUGAAUGUACUUUACCUUUCCAAUCUCGAAUCCUUCUGACAUCUUUGCUCCAAAAAUGAACAUCCUUGUCACGAAGAGCCUGUAAAUAAAGAGGCUCCGUUUAUUUUGAAUGAGUGGACUUGACUGAGAACUUGGCUGCUGGAAAAAGUGAUAAGAGCAUUGAUCCUACAGUUUAGAGUGAAGGCAAUGAUGGGUUUGAGCUGUCUUUCAUUUCUUAAUAUUGUUUUCCCAUUGUGAAAAGCAAAUGUGUUUAAAAUAAUUCCUCUUCUGCAGUGUGUAUAUGUUAAAAAAAAAAAGAGACACAGGACAAUUUUGUCAAAAUAUUUUAAGCGUGGGUGAGAAGGUUGUAGUCUUGUUUUUCAUAAUGAAAAUACUUCUGGUUUAUGCAGUGAAUGAUAAAACAGAUUAAAUACAUGAAGUUUUUCCAAUGCACUUCGCAUCGCAAAGAAGACAUUCAAGGGUCAAAUAUUCUAAAUCUUCCAAAUGUUAGGAAUUUGCAUUUUGGGAUCUGUAGUCAAUAAUACAAAACAGUUUUCCAUACAUUUUAGGACCUGUUUUAAAUUGAAAGCCAUUGUUUUACCAUUGGUAAAGUAAUUCAGAAGUUCAUUGACACUCUCUCUCUCCCUCUCGCCUGCUGGUACCACUGCCAUGUUACACGAUAGGGAAGAAGGAAUCUCAAGUUAUUGGAACUGCAAGGAAGAUGCAGGCUUUCUCUUAAACGAGGGAGAUCUACUAGUAUGCUGUCUUGGUUGCAAGUAGAAGUUUUACAGACAAAAAUGAAAAGUUAACUUCCUUGGACGAUGUCCCUACCAUUUUCAGUUAUGCUUGCUUGAAAUGUUACCAGCUGUAAAGGAUCUGAAGCUACAAGAAGUGGAAAGUCACAGUAUUAUACUGAUACCAAAUACCGAAAUGCAAAAUCAGAAUUCUCUAAUUUUAAAUAAAGUGGAAAGUCCCAGUGUUACGGUGAAUUAAGAAAUACUGAAGUAUAAAGUCAGAAAAGUUGGAAUUUUUUUAAUAAUAUGUAAGGACCCUAAAAUGAUUGUAUGAAAUCUGUUUUAAAUGAAAAUGUUUGUCAGUCGGGAAUCUUGCAUGGACAUUUUAUGACUGUAGCUGUUUUAUUGGGAGAAUUGCAAUUUGCUACAGGUUAUUAAGUAAAGCGUGAGUUGCAUUAUUUCUAGUGUCAGUUCUUUAUAAAAUAUUUGUUUUCUGCA